CAGAGGGGAGGAGAGACCUGAUUGGCUGCGGCUAAACUGAAAGCGAAAACCUCUUUUCUGAAAGCCUGCGAGACAGUUGAUGGUGUGUGUGUAUUUUAGGCGUGACUCCAAAGCCUGUCCUCCAGUGCUCUCCCUGCCUCAUAUCUCUGCUGACCCAAGGAUAAGCUCAUCAGACGACAAUGGCUCCACUCGAGACAGAUGCAUCCCCCCUCUCAGAGAUGGCGUGCGUCGGUGCUGCUCGUGCGUCCGGGGCCUAACAGACCCCCCCCCCUUGCUAUACCCGGAUUUGCUGCAUAUUCCUCGGGUGUCUCCCCUCACCGUGUCCUCCACCCUUGUUGCCCUUAUUGCCUCUGCUCUGCCCCUACCUUACCCCACCUCCCUGCCUGUGCGGGUGUCUGGGAGUCGGGCCCUUGGGGGGGUCGGAGGGAUCGUGCGUCGCUGAGGGAGCUGUGCGGAAUUAGCUAUGCCUUGCCCAGGCAUCCUUUGACCGGCUGGAUUUCUCUUUUUCUGUCCGCCUGCGUACCGAAAGGACAACGUAGGAUGAAAAUCUGCAAUCAUGAUGCAAGGACUGAAAAAUCGAACAAGGAAAGCCCUGGGCUUACGAAAGAAAGAAAAGGAUACAGACACGAGUUCACCCGACAAAGAAGGAAGUGGAAGCGGAAAGAAAGGAAAUAAAAAGGCAAAUGGAGCACCGAACGGGUUCUACGGGGAGAUUGACUGGGACAGAUAUGCCACUCCUGACGUGGAUGAAGAGGGAUUCAGCCUCCGGCCGGGCGAUGAGGGAGAUUCAGCCUCCAAGGGAAAGCAGUUUUUCUCCUCCAGUGACUCAGAGGACGACGAGGACGAGAGCAAGAAAAAGUUCAAAAUCAAGAUCAAACCGCUGGUGUCGGACAGCGCCAAGUGUGUCCCUCCAUCUAUGGACGAGCUGAAAGCCUCAGUGGGAGGCCUGGCACUGUCUCCGUCUCUGAGGAGAAGUCCGAGACGCAGCCCGGGGCUGAUAAAAAGAAACUUGUCUUGUGAAGAGAUUGCCAGACCGAGACGAUCUACACCAACACCAAGUCCUGCACCUGACACGCCGAGUGACAGACUAUCACAGAAUGCUCCUGCCUUUUUCGGGCUGCCUUCAGAGACCAAAUAUGCCAGAUAUGAUGUGGUCCCUACAGAACUUUGGGGAGACUCGAGACAUCAUUCAGAAUCACCGCUGAGCAGAAGUUUCCCCACAGGAGCUCCUCCUCCUCUUCCCCCUAAAAACAUUCCAUCAAGAAGUCAUUACGGCUGUCCCUCUGACUUUGUUGCUGAUCUACCCAAUGGAAGAGCAGCUCGUAGCUCCGCCCCCAUCUACCUGAACGUCCUGUCCCCAGCUUCCUACAGAGGCUCCCCGGCCCCUGACCUGGACGAUGUUUUCGGCCCCUCGGACAGCCCUCGCACCAGCGAGGAAUACGUUUCACCUCGAUGGGUUACUUUCAAUGAAGACAGACCGCCGCCACCUGACGAACUCCCUCCCCCGCCUCCACCAGACUCCCCUGCACCGGACACGCCCUCCUCCACCCCCUCCACUCCCUGCGACUCCCCAGGACCCCCUCCAGAUGAACCCCCGCCUUCGCCUCCACCCUUUUCCCCUGGGUCUCCUCCUCCUUUCUCCCCUCCAGACUCUCCCCCCUCCAUCGUGCUCGGACCCCCUCCUCCAGAUGAACCAGCCCCUCCGCUUCCUCCCAACUUCUCCCCCUGCCACUCGCCUCCGAUGUGCCUGGACGAGGACGCCAUCGAUGAGGAGGUGCUGCAGUUUGCUGAGUAUUGCUCAUCCCCCGCCCCCAUCAGCCCCGUGCCCCCUCUGCCAGCAGAGCGGAGGUCUCCUCGAGCAGGGGUGACAUCUCCUCUGGUCUUGGGGGCUGUUGGGGGAAAGAGGACUCCUGAGGGAACAUACCUGAGGGAUGAUAUCCCGGACUUUGUGGGUUCCCCCAGAGAGCUGACGCCGAGCUUCAGGGGCACACCGCCUCCUCUUCCUCCAACCACCUACAGGUCCAUCAUGUCUUCCCCCGGGCCCGGCUCUGGCAGCAGCCCUUCAUCUCCAGCUCGUCCCACCACUCCUCAGUCUCGGGGCAGUCCAGUCCCACCACCUCCUCCUCCACGACCGUCGUCACGACCAAAGCUGCCACCGGGGAAACCAAUCACAGACCUGUCUCGGCCCUUCAGUCCACCGGUGUCAGGCAGCCCUCCACCUUUUGCCCCCCUGGCCCGUGCGGAGAGCUCCUCCUCCAUCUCGUCCAUCACCAUGCACAGUGCAGCAUCCACUCCAACCUUAGGGAAGGAGCUGAACACGCCCACCACAGGAUGCUCUAGAGGGCCCAGUCCACUCACCAUGGGACCUCAGGACACUCUGCCUGUGGCUGCAGCCUUCACAGAAACCAUCAACGCCUACUUCAAAGGCGCAGACCCCAGCAAAUGUGUUGUGAAGAUCACAGGGGAGAUGGUGCUGUCUUUCCCCGCGGGAAUUACCCGACAUUUUUCCAGCCACCCGACUCAACCCAUCCUCACUUUCUGCAUCAGCAACUACAACCGACUGGAGCAGGUCCUCCCAAACCCACAGCUACUGUGCUGUGAUUCCACAGUGGACAGUGCAGAGACAAAGGAGUUCUGGGUAAAUAUGCCAAACCUGAUGAGCCAUCUGAAAAAAGUAGCUGAACAGAAGCCUCAGGCGACGUACUACAACGUGGACAUGAUCAAAUAUCAGGUGUCAGCGGAGGGGAUCCAGUCCACUCCUCUGAACCUGGCGUUGAGUUGGCGAGGUGAUACCAACAGCACAGACCUUAGAAUAGACUACAAAUACAACACAGAAGCCAUGGCCGCCCCCGUGCCCCUGCACGACCUCCAAUUCCUGGUUCCCGUGGAUGGAGGCAUGGCCAUGGUCCAGACCAUGAUACCCCCCGCCAACUGGAAUCCAGAGCAGCAGACAAUACAGUGGAAAAUCCCCAGUCUCUCUCAUAGAUCAGAUAAUGGAGGAGUUGGGGCUCUUCUUGGCAGGUUUCAGAUGGCCGAUGGUUCUUAUAAACCCUCUCAACUUUCGGUCCAGUUCACCAGUGAAGGCAGCACUCUGUCAGGGUGUGACAUCCAGCUGGUUGGGACAGGCUACCGGCUGUCACUGAUCAAAAAGAGGUUUGCUGCAGGGAAAUAUUUGGCGGAUAAUUAGUGGACCUGUUUGUGAAUGGAACCAAAAGAAUCAAUGGCUCGUGACUGUGAAGACUGCAGAUCCAUCCCAUGUUUAGUGCAUUUGAAACUUUAUCUUUAGCAGCCAUUAGAGGUGAUGAUUGAGAUUUAUCAGAUCAACAGAAAACACUCACACACACAGUUAAUAUCAUAUUCAGUAGAGUGGUUGCUGCUGAGUUUAUGCAAGUAAAUACAAGUCGUUACUUUGUGCACUUGGAACACUUAAUGGGCUUUACAUGGAGUAAAAAUAUAAGGAAACUCUGAUUAUUUGUUCUCGUUGACAUAUUUGUGGAUUCAUUCAGUGAUCCAGCCUUAUUCAUUGCAAUUUCUUUUGUCUUACCUGUUGUUAUUGCAAAUGCACUGUAAAAAAGAAAAUGUGAAUAGAGUAUAUAAAAUCAAAACAAUCUCAAACAAGGUGGAAAAGAAUGGAAAAUAAAAAAACGUAUAGUAUAGGGUUACUUUGCUGCUUUAUUCUAAUAGGUUUAGGUUUUAUGGUCAUAUCUGAUUUACACUGCCACAUCCACCAUGUGAGACCAGUCUUAAAAACUUUCUGAAUACAAGUUAUGUUGUUGUGUGGACAGCCUUUGAAGUGUCACAUUCUUUUAGUCAUCUGAUUAAAGGUGACUGGUAUGUUCUCUGUUCUAAAGGACCUGCAGCACUGGAAUUACAUCAGCUCUCUUGAUCUGAAGGUGCUUUUAUAUGGAAUUAUAAUCUAGCCUCAACCCUGAUUGAAUUUGGAGCACAGUCAAACUCAUUUUAAAGUACUAUGAUUAUAUUUUGUAGAUAAAUUAUGAUCCCACAAAGAAUACUUUACUUUUUUUUUCCAUAAUAAGAUAUUUUGCCAAGUUUUGUUUGCAACAUCUAAAAUUUAAUUUUCAAAUAAAGUUUAAAAUGAACACAUUUUUUAAAUUAAUAUUGAUAGUUUUCACUGAAAUUGUUAUAAUGGCAUUGAUCUAAGAGGGAACAGACAGCUUUUAUAAUCAAAAAGCUUUAAAAGAUAGAUCCACCGACGAGCUCAAACCUGCCCCACAGCAAACAAAGAUUCAAGCUAACAGUGAAAGCUGCUGUUGGUAGUCGCAGAGUAAACAUCUGUUCAGAGAGAGGGACUGCGAAUGUCAACACUAUCCCUCCCAACACAGAUUGGCAUGUGCAGUCAUGAUAGUGCAGGACUCGUGACCAAUCGGAGGACGUAGUAGGGGCCGCCCCUUAACCAAUCAGGACAGAGGAUUGGAGAUUAGCUCUGAUUGGUCCGUCAUAACGGGAACGAGGGGAAUAAUAACAUUGCUUGAUACAAAGGCAUUGGAAAACGCAGAGAUUUCGCAAUAGUCUCAAAUUACUCCACUUACCGAUGAGUACCGUUUGGCAUUAUGACCUUUUGUCCAAACCCAGCAGAAAAAAAGCAACGUUUUUUACACCAUUCUUUCCAACAGCAGCUUUAACAUGCUAAUAUUAUGGAGUUUAUGCUAGAUCUGCCAUUUGGUGUUGACGUCAUCAAAUAACUUUCUUUCUACUAGGGCUGGACAAUACGGUUAUUCACAGCUGUAGCAUAUUGUUUGUAUGGAGUGGCUAAAGUAACGCUAAUUAUACCUUGCAAAAUUGAAAAAUAAUGUAAUAUAUUUUUGUGCUAGGAGAGCUAACAUUAAUAAGGUAGCCAAAUAGCUUGAAUAGAUGCUGCUUAUCCAGCAGGUGUUAGCUAGCUAACUAGCUAGCUAGGGUUAUAUCAAGACAACUUAUCUGCAAGCUAACUGAGUAAAGACAUACUUAAAAAAGGACCUCCACUAAACCAUGUACGCAACUAAAAUGUAAUUGUUUUUUAUAUAUUAUUCAGCUUCUAAAACUACCCACAGAAAAGAUUUGUAUGCCUAUGUUACAUUGUGUUAGUGCCAGCAAACAUGCUAAUACAUUGACAAUACACGUGAACUUGUGUAAUUUGCUCAAAUUCAAUGAGCUUCAAUUCUACUGAAUUUAUCUCCAAAAUAUAAUCUUUGUGCUUUUUUGGUGCUCAGAUUUUUCCCAUCAUGCAAUCAGGAUUGAAGCACAUAUAAUGCCAAACUUUUUCACGGGCAUUUACCACUAAUCUAAUGACAUUUUGUCAUUAACGGGUGGUGUGGACAGAGAGUUGGAACUGAAUUUGACCUGUUAAUGAGCAAAAUCAUAACACUAUCACCAUGGCCAUGUGCAAUGCUAAGACACAUCUAUUUUCUGGCUUUACAGUGAUAUUUGUGGGGAUGUGUGAAGGGUCCAAAUUUGAAUGUUGCGAUACUCAUGUGACCAACAGAAGCUGCUAACUUCAGUGGAACCAAUAAUUUAAUCUGUAAAUUUUACAGAAAUGAAGUUUUAAGGGCCUUAAGGUGUGAGAGGUAUACAGAUCCAGAUGUGAGUGCCAUAUGGUGGUGAAUAGGAGCUUUAAGUUUCGGGAGAGAUGUAGACGGGACCUGGACUGAAGGAUUGUCAGAGUUGCCUUUGAUGCUGCUUGAAAGUUGGCUAAUUCCUUCGAUUAUGAUCUAUAAUAGAGGUGUUGUAGAGUAUUAAAGAGGACAUCACAGAGUUAUGAAAAGAAAAGUCUAUCAAAAAACAGCACUAUCCCUGUCGCUGUUUCAUUUUCUUCCUUUUCCACCAUGUUGAAUAAAUGUUUUAUCAUUUUCUAAUAGCAAUAUUUAAAAACUUAAGUGUAAAAAGUGUACAUAAACAAAGCUAUGUUUCAAAUAUUUCUCUGGGCAUCUGGAUGUGUCUGUGGUUGUCUCUUGGUUUAUUGAUGUCAGCACUCAUAAUGCAUUAGUAAUAACAUCACCACUCUUCAUCUUUGUUUUAACAUGUGGGUUUCUUGUAAAAAAAAAUGUUACUGUUGAUGAAAAACUCCAAACGGUGCCGCAUGAAAUCUGCAUUUGUCCAUCACAGGUCUUAUCAAUGCAAUAUCAAUUCAUCCAUUUCAAUACGGUCAUGAUUUGUGUGUUAAUGUAUAACUGUGCUAUGAGAGGAGAAUUUCUGCCUUCACUUUAACCUCCACUCUCUGUUUUUGCUGUUGUUGCACCUUCAGAAACCCAUUGUCAAUACAUUUGGCAUGUAUGCAUCGAUAUUCCCAUACCAUGCAUCUGAUAUAGGUGUUAAACAUUCUCCUGUGUUUGACUUGCACUCAAAACACACCUUAAAUUUUUAUCAAUAAAAUAGUUCAUGGCUGCACACAUGUUGAACAUCACAUUUCAUAAAAUGUUUUAAUGUGUUGACUCACAGAUGUAACGUCUUGUUAAGUUCUUGGAAAAGUAAAUGAGAACAUUUUUUUUUUGUUAGAAAGAAGAACAAAGUUUCUGUUUAUAAUGCUUAUCUUUUUCUUUGCCUUAUUUUUGAGCAAACACUUAGACCUCUGAUAUUGGAGGGUUUCUCUAAGUUUAUUUUUCUGUAAGUUUAUUUUUUCUACUGCAUUUUGGCUGUAUUCCUUUCACUGCGUUAGACACAGAAUAUGCAAACAUUUCAUGUAAAUUUCCCAUCCAAAGAUUUUGAAAGUGAAUAUAUGAAAAAAGUAAAUAUAAUGUAAUACCUGUUUUACUUGGUAAUAAAGAAGAGGAAAUAUAA
Molecule: messenger RNA, 6774 nt
Organism: Notolabrus celidotus (New Zealand spotty)
Lineage: Eukaryota; Metazoa; Chordata; Actinopteri; Labriformes; Labridae
Gene: sgip1b
Product: SH3GL interacting endocytic adaptor 1b
Exons: 25
Coding region: 557-3187 (876 amino acids)
Biological process (GO): clathrin-dependent endocytosis; clathrin coat assembly
Cellular component (GO): clathrin-coated vesicle; cytoplasm; clathrin-coated pit
Source: RefSeq, a predicted model, not a curated record